Ictalurus punctatus (channel catfish) is the source of this 3954-nucleotide messenger RNA. RefSeq names its product actinin, alpha 1 (gene actn1). Gene Ontology annotation, molecular function: calcium ion binding; actin filament binding. The record is from RefSeq and is a predicted model, not a curated record. Gene Ontology annotation, cellular component: cell projection; plasma membrane; cortical actin cytoskeleton. Lineage: Eukaryota; Metazoa; Chordata; Actinopteri; Siluriformes; Ictaluridae. Gene Ontology annotation, biological process: actin cytoskeleton organization; muscle cell development. The transcript is spliced from 22 exons. Bases 181 to 2949 code for a protein of 922 amino acids.
GAGGAGUGAAUAUUCAGAGAGAACGGCAGAGAGAGAGAGAGAGAGAGACAGAGACAGACAGACAGAGGGAAGAUCACGGGUCUGUUCAUUUCCACAGCAGCGUCUUCAGCUGGUUUUGUAUGUAACUGAUCGAUAAUAUCGAUUGAUCGGAUCGGAUUAAAAUAAUCGAGCGCGCACAGCAUGGACCAUCAUCCUCAUCCUCAUCCUCAUCAGCAGUAUGACGGAGAGACGAACGACUACAUGCAGCAGCAGGAGGACUGGGACAGAGACAUGCUGCUGGACCCCGCCUGGGAAAAACAGCAGAGGAAGACGUUCACAGCGUGGUGUAACUCUCACCUGAGGAAAGCAGGAACUCAGAUUGAGAACAUCGAGGAGGAUUUUAGAGACGGACUUAAACUCAUGCUGCUCCUGGAGGUCAUCUCAGGAGAGCGUCUUGCUAAGCCAGAGAGAGGGAAGAUGAGAGUGCACAAGAUUUCAAAUGUGAACAAAGCUCUAAACUUCAUCACCAGUAAAGGAGUUAAAUUGGUGUCUAUUGGAGCAGAGGAGAUUGUUGAUGGGAACGCUAAGAUGACUCUGGGAAUGAUCUGGACCAUCAUCCUCCGCUUCGCCAUCCAGGACAUCUCAGUGGAGGAAACUUCGGCCAAAGAGGGACUUCUGCUGUGGUGUCAGAGAAAAACCGCCCCUUACAAAAACGUCAACAUCCAGAACUUCCAUAUCAGCUGGAAGGAUGGUUUGGGGUUCUGUGCUCUUAUUCAUCGGCAUCGUCCAGAACUCAUAGACUACGGCAAACUGCGCAAGGACGACCCUAUGACCAACCUGAACACUGCGUUUGAUGUGGCUGAAAAAUACCUUGACAUCCCUAAGAUGCUGGACGCAGAGGAUGUCGUUAGUACGCUGCGUCCCGAUGAGAAGGCUGUGAUGACGUACGUGUCGUGUUACUACCACGCCUUCUCGGGGAAGCAGAAGGCGGAGACGGCGGCCAAUCGCAUCUGUAAAGUUCUCGCUGUCAAUCAGGAGAACGAGCAGCUGAUGGAGGACUACGAGAAACUCGCCAGCGAUUUGUUGGAGUGGAUCAGGAGGACGAUCCCGUGGUUGGAGAACCGGGUUCCUGAGAGCACCAUGGCCGCCAUGCAGCAGAAGCUGGAGGACUUCAGAGAUUAUCGUCGCGUUCAUAAGCCUCCUAAAGUCCAGGAGAAAUGUCAGCUGGAGAUCAACUUCAACACGCUGCAGACCAAACUGAGGCUCAGCAACCGACCGGCCUUCAUGCCCUCUGAGGGGAAGAUGGUGUCGGAUAUCUCCAAUGCAUGGGGGGGUCUAGAGGGGGCGGAGAAAGGUUAUGAGGAGUGGCUUCUGAAUGAAAUCCGCCGACUGGAGAGACUCGACCACCUCGCCGAGAAAUUCCGACAGAAAGCAGCUAUACAUGAGGCCUGGACAGAAGGUAAGGAGGCCAUGUUGAAUCAGAAGGACUAUGAGACUGCAUCUCUGUCUGAGAUUAAAGCUCUGCUGAAGAAACAUGAGGCGUUUGAGAGUGACCUCGCCGCUCACCAGGACCGCGUGGAGCAGAUCGCCGCCAUCGCCCAGGAGCUCAAUGAGUUGGAUUAUUAUGACUCUCCCAAUGUGAAUGCUCGCUGUCAGAAGAUCUGUGAUCAGUGGGACUCUCUCGGAGUUCUGACUCAGAAACGCAGUGAGGCCUUACAGAAAACGGAGAAGCUGUUGGAGACGAUUGAUCACCUGUACCUGGAGUUUGCCAAGAGGGCGGCGCCAUUUAAUAACUGGAUGGAGGGAGCGAUGGAGGACCUGCAGGACACCUUCAUCGUCCACACCAUCGAGGAGAUCCAGGGCCUGAGCACGGCUCAUGAGCAGUUUAAAGCCACGCUUCCAGAGGCGGAUAAGGAGAGACAGGCCAUCCUGGGAAUCCACAACGAGAUCGCCAAAAUUGUCCAAACCUACCACGUCAACAUAGCGGGAACGAAUCCGUACACCACCAUCAACCCCCAGGAGAUCAACAACAAGUGGGAGAGGGUGAGACAGUUGGUUCCUCAGAGAGACCAGGCGCUGAUCGAGGAACACGCUCGUCAGCAGAACAACGAGCGUCUGCGCAGACAGUUCGCUAAUCAGGCUAACGUCAUCGGACCUUGGAUCCAGAACAAGAUGGAGGAGAUUGGCCGUAUCUCCAUCGAGAUGCACGGUACGCUGGAGGAUCAGCUGAAUCACCUGCGCCAGUACGAGAAGAGCAUCGUCAACUACAAGCCAAAGAUUGAUCAGCUGGAGGGAGAUCACCAACAGAUCCAGGAGGCGCUCAUCUUCGACAACAAACACACUAAUUACACAAUGGAGCACAUCCGUGUGGGAUGGGAGCAGCUCCUCACCACCAUCGCUCGCACCAUCAACGAAAUCGAGAACCAGAUUCUUACUCGUGAUGCUAAAGGCAUCAGUCAGGAGCAGCUCAGCGAAUUCAGAGCCUCGUUUAACCACUUUGACCGGGAUCACUCAGGCACUCUGGGCGCUGAGGAGUUCAGAGCGUGUCUCAUCAGUCUGGGCUUCGAUAUCGGAAACGACACUCAGAAGAGAACAGGCUUGAUGGAUGGAGAGGAUUUCCGCACCUGUCUCAUCUCCAUGGGUUAUAAUAUGGGUGAGGCGGAGUUUGCCCGCAUCAUGAGUAUUGUGGAUCCAAACAGACUCGGGGUCGUGACCUUUCAGGCUUUCAUUGACUUCAUGUCCCGAGAAACAGCAGAUACGGACACAGCGGAUCAGGUCAUGGCCUCCUUUAAGGUUCUGGCUGGAGACAAGAACUACAUCCUGGUGGAGGAGUUGAGGCGCGAGCUGCCCCCCGAUCAGGCGGAGUACUGUAUCUCCCGCAUGGCGCCCUACAGAGGGAGCGACGCCGUGCCCGGGGCCCUCGACUACAUGUCCUUCUCCACCGCACUGUAUGGAGAGAGCGACCUCUGACCUCCUCACCUGGGGUCAACCUGCCUUCUGUUCAUCACUCACACAGACACACACACACACACACACACACACACACACACACACACUCGGCUCCUGCUCUGUAGCUGCUGAGCUCACUGUGCUGAUCUGAGAUCAGGCCCGAGUGUCCAUGCUGUUCGUUCACAGUCUGCGUAGUGCACUAGUAGGAGGAGUAGAAAGGGACGUUGAGUGCACUACACAGGCACUUAUUAUUCAGACCCCGAGGAAUAACGGUGCCUACACACUAGAUAGUGCAUUAGAAGUGCAAUAGGGAGCGCUUCCACUGAGAGCAGGGAGUUGAGCGUGUUGUUGGACUUUAGUGCACUACAUAAUGUCAAAUUUUCAUACCCUACGUAGCACACUUGUACAGGGAGCAAGGGAGCAGAGUAGUAAAUGACUCCCUAGUGCACCAAAUGACUCAUUUAGUGCACUACAUGUCAAACUGGGAGCGAAGUCGGACACUUAUACAGGGAGCAGGAUGUGUAGUGCACUACAGAGUCAUCAUGGAUAGUCUAUAAAGAGAGCUGAAUCCCAAAUCCCUGCUGGAUCUAUAGUGCACUACCUAGGGUGUAGUCAUUAUUUCAUUCCCUACGUAGGGCACGUCUACUGCGAGUGCAUAUGACUACAGGUGAAUAGCUGAACUCUCACUGAGCAUAUAGUGCACUUGUAGUGUAGUGAUCUCAGAUCAGCGAGUGGGCAUGUCUCAGCAUGGCUCUGUGACGCUCGCUCAGAUUUUCUACGUCAGUUUAUACCCCGCCUUCCAAACCCACUUCCUGUUCUGCCCUGUUUCUGCUUCUGCAACAUGAAAAAUCUUCCCCAGCUUUUGUACACAAGGGGAGUGAGUGAAAAUAUCUUCUGUUUUUACUUCAUAUUGUUCUUUUCUCUUCAUAACAAAUUUUAACAUAUUUUAUUAUACAGAACCAAAAAAAGUAUUUUUCUUCACCUGGCUUAAAUAAAAAGUUUAAAUAAAUUGUAAAAGGAAAAAAA